Letharia columbiana is the source of this 2544-nucleotide messenger RNA. RefSeq lists its product as uncharacterized. The transcript is spliced from 4 exons. The coding region runs from base 1 to 2544 and encodes 847 amino acids. The record is from RefSeq and is a predicted model, not a curated record. Gene Ontology annotation, biological process: proteolysis. Gene Ontology annotation, cellular component: fungal-type vacuole. Lineage: Eukaryota; Fungi; Ascomycota; Lecanoromycetes; Lecanorales; Parmeliaceae. Gene Ontology annotation, molecular function: aspartic-type endopeptidase activity.
AUGCAGAUCGAGGCUGCGCCGAUCGUGGUUGCUCCAAGCGGAGAUUUCGUUGGUGACGAUGGCCCUUGGUCCUCGUUCCUCAUCAAUGUCGGUAACCCUCCUCAACAGCUCCAAGUGCUGGUGUCCACCGAGGUUUCGUCAACCUGGGUGGUCGCGCCUGGAGGUUGCGGUCCUGCCUAUCCAGUUAACUGUACGGGAGCUCGAGGUGGAGCGUAUGACUCCACGAAAUCAUCCACCUGGAACGUCAAUGCACUCUACUCGCUUGGGGCGGAGACCAACCUGGGCAACCCAUACAGCGCUAGUUCUCAGAUCGGCAACUUUGGCUACGACACUGUUGGGAUCCCUGGGCAGUCUGAUGUCGCCAACGUAUCCUUGGAUCAUCAAGUGAUAGCUGCCAUUGAAACCAAUACUUAUUACCUGGGCAGCUUAGGCCUCUCGUCUCAGAACAUCACCUUCAGCACAGAUAGUAGCGAUACAUCGCCAAGCUUCCUAGGCUCACUCAGAAAUGAGAACCUGAUUCCAAGCUUGUCUUUUGGUUACACUGCUGGUGCUUCUUACCGGCAAAAUGGUACCAACGGAAGCUUGACAUUAGGUGGCUACGAUGCCUCACGACUCGUCCCCAAUGAUGUCUCUUUUACCUUCGCACCUAUGGUCACGAGGCAGCUUGUCGUUAGCCUACAGUCGAUCACUUACUCCAACUCAACUACCCAAACGCCACUGCUGUCCCAAGGUAUCCUUGCACUCGUGGAUUCAACCGUUCCGUAUUUAUGGCUCCCCGAAUCGACAUGUGAGGCAUUUCAACAAGCAUUUGGCCUCACAUUGGACCCAAUCCACAACUUAUACACUGUCAAUGACAGCAGUCAUGAAGCCAACAUUAAGCAGAACGCCAGCAUUGUUUUUCAACUCUCAAACAGUCUGACUGGAGGAAGUCCUUCGAUCAACAUCACGUUACCUUACGCCAGUUUCGAUCUCGUCGCCACGGCUCCAUUGGUUUCAUCUCAGACCCGAUUUUUUCCUCUACAGCGUGGAAACGACGACACACAAUAUACGCUGGGCCGAACAUUUCUUCAAGAAUCGUUUUUAAUCGUCGACUAUGAACAAUCCAACUUCUCAAUCUCACAGGCAAUUUUCGACACGUCUGCGCCAAGCCAUAUCGUAGCCAUAUCACAUGCCAACAUCACUGGUACCGGUACUACAACCGCCAAUCCAACCUCAAGCAACACUGCCAUCGUCAAGACCACCGACAAUGGCUCCCACGGUAUUGGUACAGGAGCUAUAGCCGGAAUUGCCAUCGCGAUUGUCCUCAUCGCUACUCUCUGCGGUUCCUUCUUCAUCUUCCGGAGUCUUCGUAGAAAGCGCCAAUCCCAAAAACUUGCUAUGGCUCCUGUUGAAGAGCCCAGGGCUAUGUCCGAUAUCGAGAGUGACCACAAGCACGACUUCUCCGAUCAGCCAGAGGUUAAGAAGAAUACCACGACGACCGUCACAGUUGCUGAAGUCCCAAUGACACCCCCGCUUUCCGAAGCUGAUGGUCAUGAGUUCUUCGCUCCCUUCGGAGAGAAGCGACGACCCCAGAGCCGGAUUAUGGAGCUGCCAGCUGAGCCUGUGGAUAGGUCGGAGAUGCCUUCUCCGAGUCCAGAGGAGUUACGAUCUGAGCUUUCAACUCCAGAGCCUAAAUGGAACUAUCCUGAACUACCUUCGCCUGAUCCAAGUCAAGAGCUUCCAUCGCCCAGCUUGAGCUCAACCGACUCCGGUCACCGGUCCCCAAAUCUUGAGCAAAGACGCUCUCCAAGCCUGGAGAACAGACGAUCCGCUCUUACAUCCCCAGAGCCGCGACUCCCUGUCCAACGUCCAGACUCACAACGGGCGGACUCUUCGGAGUCGGAGGCCGGGUGGACAAGGGAUGGUAUGCCUACAGGGCCUUUCCAUCGCCGCUACCAAUCCGACGAGUCGGACAUGCCCUCGACCUCUACUCGACCUCGCCACUCACGUAUGGAUUCAUCCGAUUCCGAGGCCUUUAUCCAUUCCAACCGCAUCGAUGAAUCUUCAGCCGAGUCAGAAUCGCUCUCAUCUUAUAUCCGACCGAAUAUCCUGCAUGUUGACUCCUCGGAACCCGAAAGCCCCAUCUCCCCCCCCUCGAUGUCAUCCUCCGCUUCUCGACAGCGUGACAUUCGCAUGGAUUCCAGCUCCGAAUCCGAAAAUGUUAUCUCUUCAGCCACUCCACGGCGGGGCGGCUUCUCUUCUACCUUUCAUUCUUCAUCCUCCACCCGCCCUGCGACUACAUUCCACUCAUCGUCUUCAUCGCGCCCAGGUAUACGUCGACUGAGCGCUGUGCCCAGACCUGCGACUCAAAGAACGAACACUGGGGAUAGUGACACCUGGGAAACGAGACUCGAAUCGGCUUCUGAGAGUAAUUCAUCAGCUGCUGGCUCGAGAUUCGGGUCGAUCGUUAUAAGACACCAGCAUGGAGAAUCGGCCGGUAAUAUUGAGGCUAGGGAGGGAUUACUGGACGAAGAGAAUGUCACGAGGCACGAUGGACAAAUUUGA